AUGUCUUCAAAUACGCAAAUCGAUGAUUCAUUUGUAAUCAUUGAUAUUGACGAACAACAAAGAGUAAUCGAUAGUAUAAACACAUAUAACCUUCGAGAGAGUGACAUUGUUAAUGAUAACCAAUCUUUAAAUGUAGCUCUUUCAAAUGGGUUGCAAUCAAAUUCUACAUUAGCUGAUGUUUUAAUAACAGAAUCAGAGUUAGAUUGUAAAAAAACUAUUCAAAAAAUUAAAGAAAAUACUCCAAAAUAUUAUCCUGUUGUAAGACAGAGUACAGAUAAACAACAAAGAAUUACAAAAAAUGAUGUAAAAAGGAAUAUUUGUGAUAAUAAAACAGAAAUUGAUCAAAAUGAAAAUAAAUGUAAUAAUGAUUUCUAUAAUAAAAUAAUUCCUGCUGAUAGUAAUUUGACAUUAAAUAAAAUUGAUACAAACCCAAAUGCUAUUAAUUACGAUGAUAAUAUUUAUGAUGAUAAUGACUUCGAAUUGCGCCAAAAAUUAAAACUAUUAGAAGAAAAUAUUGAUAAAAGUGUUUUCACAACAACAAAUAAUGAAAUGAUAAAAAUUAAAAAAAGUGUAGAACAAUUUCAAUUUGUUUGUUGUGUUUUUUUUGAAAUGUUUUUAUUUUUCACAAUUAAUUUUUCAAUUUGUUUUUCAAUGAUUUAUAAUAGUAAUACUGAUGUUGUUUAUUCAAAUAAAUUUAUUAUGUCAGUAUUUUCAUUUUCCCUCUUUGUUGAUUUAGUAAAUUUAAGUUGCCUACAUCAUUAUACUAAUGAGGAGAUUUUCCUAAACCCUCCAAUUUCUUGUUAUAGAUAUAUUAAUUCUGCAAAGCUGAAAAUAUCUGAAAUAGAAUAUGAGGAAUUAGAUACUUAUGGGCCAAUUGCAAUUAUUGUCAUAAAAAUAUUGGUAGGUCUUUGUCUAAUGAUUUCAGAUAACAGAAUUAUUGAUAUAAAAACAUCUUCCAAUGAAUUAUAUUUAUUUGCUUUAGGAUUAUUAUCCGCAUUCACCAUCUAUUUACUUGAUCUUUUGUUUUUAGUUUAUUCUGGUUUUAGAGUUAUUAUGGAGCAAUCAAAACACAAUUUUUAG
Molecule: messenger RNA, 1080 nt
Organism: Henningerozyma blattae CBS 6284
Lineage: Eukaryota; Fungi; Ascomycota; Saccharomycetes; Saccharomycetales; Saccharomycetaceae
Exons: 1
Coding region: 1-1080 (359 amino acids)
Source: RefSeq, a predicted model, not a curated record